Molecule: messenger RNA, 1602 nt
Organism: Orycteropus afer afer
Lineage: Eukaryota; Metazoa; Chordata; Mammalia; Tubulidentata; Orycteropodidae
Product: guanylate-binding protein 2-like
Exons: 9
Coding region: 13-1602 (529 amino acids)
Biological process (GO): defense response to protozoan; defense response to Gram-positive bacterium
Molecular function (GO): GTP binding; GTPase activity
Source: RefSeq, a predicted model, not a curated record
UUAACCCUGGACAUGGCCUCAGCUAUCAACAUGCCAGGCCCCGUGUGCCUCAUUGAGAAUAUUAAUGGGAAACUGCUGGCUAAUGAGGAAGCUUUGAAGAUCCUGUCUACCAUUAAGCAGCCUGUUGUUGUGGUAGCUAUUGUGGGACUCUACCGCACAGGAAAAUCCUACCUGAUGAACAAGCUGGCUGGAAAGAAAAAGGGCUUCUCCCUGGGCUCCACAGUGCAGUCUCACACCAAGGGAAUCUGGAUGUGGUGUGUGCCUCAUCCCAAUGUGUCAAGCCACACCCUAGUUCUGCUUGACACCGAGGGACUGGGAGAUGUAGAGAAGGGAGACAACCAGAACGACUCCUGGAUCUUUGCUUUGGCGAUACUACUGAGCAGCACUUUUGUAUACAAUAGCAUGGGAACCAUCAACCAGCAGGCCAUGGACCAACUACACUAUGUGACUGAGCUGACAGAUCGAAUCAGGGCAAAGUCCUCACCUGGAAAUAGUGAGGUCGAUGACUCAGCUGACUUUGUGAGCUUCUUUCCAGCCUUCGUGUGGACUCUGAGAGAUUUCUCCCUGGAGCUGGAAGCAGAUGGAAAACCCAUCACUGUUGAUGAGUACCUGGAGCUUUCACUGAAACUAAAACAAGGUACUGAUAAAAAAGUUAAAAACUUUAAUGAGCCUCGAUUAUGCAUCCGAAAAUUCUUCCCCAAGAAGAAGUGCUUCAUCUUUGACCGGCCUGCUCAAAGGAAGUACCUUGUUCGUCUGGAGCAGCUACAGGAGGAAGAGAUGAACUCUGAGUUCCCAGAACAAGUUGCAGAGUUCUGCUCCUACAUCUUUAGCCAUUCCAAGGCUAAGACUCUUUCAGGAGGCAUCAUAGUCAAUGGACCUCAUGCCACAGUCCAUGCUAGAGAAACAUUUCCCAACAGUUUAUGUGUGGUCAACAUCUUCCUCAUUGUUUACUUUACCAUCUGUGCUACUUUCUCACAGGACAAAUUACAAGCAAAGCAAGAGGAUUAUUGUAAACAGAAUGUACAAGCAUCCACAGAUUAUUGCAAAGUUUUACUUCAAGAAAUUUUUGAGCCUCUAGAAGAUGAUGUGAAGCAAGGGCUAUUUUCUAAAGCAGGGGGCUAUCAUAUCUUUAUUCAAAAGAAACGGAAACUGAAGAAUAAGUACAAUGAGAUACCCAGAAAGGGGGUGCAGGCAGAAGAGGAACUAAAGAAGUACUUGGAAAUGAAAGAAGAAGUGGCUGAUACACUUCUCAAGACUGAUCAAUCACUCACAGAAAAGGAAAAAGAGAUCGAAGUGGAACGUGCAAAGGCUGAAGCUGCAGAGGCUGCAAACAAAAUGCUGGAGGAACUCCAAAGGAAGAAUGAGCAAAUGAUGGAACAGAAAGAAAGAAGUUAUCAGGAACAUGUGAGACAACUGACUGAGAAGGUGGAGAGGGACAGGGCCCAGCUGCUGAAAGAGCAAGAAAGAACCAUUGCUCUGAAACUUCGGGAGCAGGAAAAAUUUCUCAAGGAAGGAUUUGAAAAUGAGAGCAAGAAAAUGCAAAGAGAGAUCCAGGAUAUCCAGAGGAGAAACGAACCAUCAGGCCCAUGUAGCAUACUCUAA